CUUGAAUCUAACGUAUUAUUAUAUUGUUUACCCAGGUAUCUUGGCUAUUUAUGAAGCUCCACGUAGGGGAAAAGCAGUCGUCAUCACAUGACGUUGCGGUCCGCAUAGAACAAUAAUCGGCAAGAGAACAAUUGUCAAGGACACUCUGGCAACCUCAACUCCUCACGCCAAUUGCCCAACUGCAUCGAAAAUGCGCCUCAAACGAUCGAAUAUCAUCAUCAUCCACCCCGAUCUGGGCAUCGGCGGCGCGGAACGGCUCAUCAUCGACGUCGCCCUGGCGCUGCAGGCCCGAGGCCACCGUGUGACGAUCUACACCUCCCACCGCGACCCGACGCACUGCUUCGAGGAAGCGCGAGACGGCACGCUCGACGUCCGGGUUCGAGGCAAUACCGUGUUCCCCGCCCAUGUGGGUGGCCGGUUCCAUGUGUUGAUGGCCGUGCUGCGACAGCUGCAUCUGGCCGUGUCGGUGUUGAAGGAGCUGGAGCAGCGAGGGGGAAAUAGUGACGAGAAGAACAAAACAACAACGGAACCGGAAGAAAUGGACGAUAUCUUUGUGAUAGACCAGGUCCCUGCCUGUGUGCCCUUUCUUAAAAGCUUGGGCCCUCGGUUCGCCUCUUCGCAGCGGCAGCGGAUCCUGUUCUAUUGCCAUUUCCCCGAUCAGUUGCUUGCGUGGCGGGGCGAGAGCGCCCCCUCGGCGCUGAAGCUGGCCAAGACACUGUAUCGGUAUCCGUUCGACUGGUUCGAGGGGUGGGCGAUGAGCGCGUCGGAUAAGGUGGUUGCCAACUCGCGGUUCACGCGCGGCGUGGUCAGUCGGGUGUUUGGGUCGCAGAAGCUCGGUGAUGUGCGAGUUGUGUAUCCCUGUGUCGACACAACGGCUGGACCAAAGGCAGAGCAGGAGAGCGAAGGAGAUGCUCAGGCUCCGCUAUGGGGUGGCAAGAAGAUUCUGUUGAGCAUCAACCGGUUCGAGCGUAAGAAAGAGAUUGCGCUGGCGAUCCGGGCGUAUCAUGGACUGGACGAAGAAAAAAGGAAGGGUACUCGGCUGGUUAUUGCAGGUGGCUAUGAUAACCGCGUCCAGGAAAACGUACAAUACCACAGAGAACUCGACGCGCUGGCGACCCAACUUGGCCUACAGACCGCCACUUCCAAGACCGUCGUCUCUGCUCUAUCCAUCCCGGACUCGAUUGACGUCCUCUUCUUGCUCUCCGUGCCGACAGCGUUCAAGGAGACCCUUCUCGCCCAGUCCACCCUGCUACUCUACACCCCCAUCAACGAGCACUUCGGCAUCGUGCCCGUCGAAGCCAUGCAUGCGGGACUCCCCGUGCUUGCAUCCAACACGGGCGGCCCACUCGAGACCAUCGUCGAGGGCGAAACGGGCUGGCUCCGGGACGCCCACGCGGUUCCCGAGUGGACCGCGGUCAUGGACCAGGUCCUCUACCAGAUGGACCGGGCAGAUCUCGCCCGCAUGGCCGCCGCGGGCAAGGCCCGCGCGGAGAAGGAGUUCUCCCUCGUAGCCAUGGGCGACAGGCUGGAAGAGGAGAUCUCAGAGAUGCUCGGCGCCGACCGACGUCCCUUCUACGGGUGGUACCAGUUGCUGUUUGUCCUCCUUUUGGCCCUGGGUGCGUUGACGGGGUUUUUCCUCUAUCUUCUCUGAUCUAUACCCAUUUAUUUGUCAUGUAUAUACUCUAGACAGUCUCAAUAGAGCUCAUUCUUAUCUCUCUUCUUA
Penicilliopsis zonata CBS 506.65 is the source of this 1723-nucleotide messenger RNA. RefSeq lists its product as hypothetical. The record is from RefSeq and is a predicted model, not a curated record. The coding region runs from base 191 to 1651 and encodes 486 amino acids. The transcript is spliced from 2 exons. Gene Ontology annotation, molecular function: GDP-Man:Man(1)GlcNAc(2)-PP-Dol alpha-1,3-mannosyltransferase activity; alpha-1,3-mannosyltransferase activity. NCBI's taxonomy places the organism in Eukaryota, Fungi, Ascomycota, Eurotiomycetes, Eurotiales, Aspergillaceae.